AGUGUGAACAACAAUGGAUUUUUACAGGAGCUACGCCGGAAAGAAUGCUCAUUAUGGAAACGGGGACGUACUUUGCAGUGGAUGCCAGUUAUUCUUCCACGACACAUACUCCCGUCCGGACGGAAGCGGAUACAAGUACAUGUACCUGAGCCGGUGUGGUCACAGGGUAUCGUGUGUCGGAAAACAGGGGAUGGUUGCCCCCCCCUUCUAAAGAAUCCCGCAAACCCCCACCGACCUGUAUGACAGCGUCACAGAUAAUCCAACGAAACCUGUAAUGUAUGUGAUAUUCAACGACAUCCAGGCCUAUCCCGAGUAUCUCAUCACCUUUACUAAAUGA
Messenger RNA from Staurois parvus, 337 nucleotides. The record is from the annotation of a GenBank genome assembly. NCBI's taxonomy places the organism in Eukaryota, Metazoa, Chordata, Amphibia, Anura, Ranidae.